Venturia canescens is the source of this 1824-nucleotide messenger RNA. RefSeq names its product WD repeat-containing protein 46. Lineage: Eukaryota; Metazoa; Arthropoda; Insecta; Hymenoptera; Ichneumonidae. The transcript is spliced from 6 exons. Gene Ontology annotation, molecular function: protein binding. The coding region runs from base 131 to 1708 and encodes 525 amino acids. The record is from RefSeq and is a predicted model, not a curated record. Gene Ontology annotation, cellular component: 90S preribosome; nucleolus; small-subunit processome. Gene Ontology annotation, biological process: maturation of SSU-rRNA from tricistronic rRNA transcript (SSU-rRNA, 5.8S rRNA, LSU-rRNA).
CGUGAUUUUACCAGAGUUAAAAAUGGCGACGCUCAUGGUGCACGUGUAAACGGUGUAAACUGAGUUUCAAAACAAUAAAAUCCUUAUUAAUAUUGUGGAACACGCGUUGAAUUAACUAGGAAAAUUCAUUAUGAAGAAAUCUGGAGCAAAGGUUAAGUAUCCGGGAAAAGCACCUGUCAGCAAAGAAAAGCUAGCGAAGCAUGGCAGAGGCGAAGGUUUGGAUUUACGAGCUGGUAGUAGUAGAAUUCGGACGAAAAUUCAAAGACAAAGGUUAAGGAUAAAAGAACGCGUGAUUGAAAAAGCAACGGAACAAGCUGCAAGGACGGAACUUUUGCUUACGGAAGAACCUGGUUUUCUGGAAACAGAAGCUGGUGAAACAACAACUCAGUUUAGACAAAAACAAAUCGCCGAAAAUGUUGAUAUCACAAGUGCUACCAAGCACUUUGAUUUAAAAAUGGAUUUUGGACCUUAUCGCAUGAGAUACACAAGAAACGGCAGACAUUUGCUUGUUGGUGGAAAACUUGGUCAUCUCGCUGCUUUUGACUGGGUUACUAAAAAAUUAGCCUGUGAACUAAACGUCAUGGAAUCCAUUCAUGAUGUGGCUUGGUUACAUGUUGAAACCAUGUUUGCUGUUGCACAAAAAGACUGGACUUAUAUUUAUGACAACACUGGAAUCGAGUUGCACUGUAUAAAGAGAAUGUAUGGAGUUACCAGACUCGAAUUUUUGCCUUACCACUUCUUACUUGCCAGCUCCUCCAACCAAGGGUUUCUUGUUUGGCUCGAUGUCUCGAUUGGACAAAUUUUGUCUCGAUUUGAUUCGAAACUUGGCAGAAUUAAUGUAAUGACGCAAAAUCCAAGCAACGCAGUUCUAUGCGUGGGAAAUUCAAAAGGAGUAGUUUCAAUGUGGUCUCCAAACAGUCGUCAACCUCUCGCCAAAAUGUUAUGUCAUCACGAAGCGAUAACAGCUUGCAACGUUCAUCCUCAUGGUACAUACAUGGCGACUGGUAGUUGUGGUCGUUCACUGAAAAUCUGGGACAUUCGUCAAUUGGCUGGUCCUGUCAAUUCAGCAGUUUUACAAUCUCCAGCUCAUAAUAUCUCGUACAGCCAAACGGGACUUCUUUCUGUUUCAAUGGGAAAUAUUGUGGAAGUUUAUCGAGAUUCACACAACGAUUCCAUAAAACGCUACAUGAGUUACAAGUCCAAUUGGCCUGUUUCGGGGAUGCAAUUUUGCCCGUACGAAGAUGUAUUGGGUAUAACAACAGCGAAAGGAUUCACCUCACUUUUGGUGCCAGGAAGUGGUGAAGCAAACUUUGACGCCUUGGAAGUAAAUCCGUUCCAAACGAAAACUCAGCGACGAGAGGCCGAAGUCAAAGCACUUCUUGAUAAAAUCCAACCAGAGUUCAUUACCCUCGAUCCUUCAGCCGUUGCUGAAGUUGACGUGCCAACCCUGAAGGAAAAAGUCGAGGCAAAGAAGAAACUUUUGCAUAUCAAACCAAAGUCCAUCGACUUUAAGCCUCGAAAAACGAAAGCCAAGGGCAAAGGAGGUACCGCUAAGGUCAUACGAACGAAGAAGAUCCUUAAAGAAAUUAGUAGGAAGGAAGCGGCAGAAAAACGACGCGAGGUUCAAGCAGCCGAAGAAGAAAAACGUAAAGAAGACAACUCACAGAAGUACGGUGUACUCAAUAGAUUUUUACCGAAAGGCAAAUGAUUAUUGUAGAUAAUAAUCAGUCAAUCUGACUCAUAAAUAUACAUAUAUUGUUUUGUAUCUUUUGAUAAAUCAUCAUUUCCAACAAUAAAUGAUUACAGAAGUUCUUGAGAAAUCAA